GAAACUUCCUUAUGGACUCCAUUAGUUCGACAGUAAAGCAUAAUGACAUGAACAUUGUGGAGACUGGCUUACUUCUAUUAGAGAAAAUACUGAGCGCUUUUCAGGCUCCCAAGUUUGAAUGUUUUUACAAAGUACAUUUCUUCACAAUCGAGAAAGAUGUAUUGGAAGUACUCAUGAUCUCAUGCCAUGGUUCUAAUUUGGAACAUCUUGCGUUGGAACUGUUACAAAAUUUGUUUACAUUGGUGGAUAAGUUAUCUCAGCCUCUCUGGGAUUCCGAAACAACUCCCGUCCAUUAUAACCCGGUGUUUGUUAUGGAGCACACUACAAAGUUUUUUGUAUCAGCAUGCAAGGAGAUGGCUUCGAAAGAGGUAAGGAAGUUAGUAGAUAAAGUCUUCGACGCAAAAAAUGACACUACCCUCUUCAAGCAGAAUACCAGGGAACUUAUUUCUGCAUUGAAGCAGCCACCAGAAUCGGUACUUGACUUAAAUACGGUGCCUAGCUUGAAUGAAAAGGAGUGCUCGUCUUCUGGCCUUUAUGCAGCUCGGGCUUCUUUUAUAAAAACUUUCAAAGAGCAAUUUAAGGCCUUCCUUGAAGACUUUAUUGAAUCUGGUGACCACUCUGCUCACUACAAGGGAGUGGUGUAUGGUAUGUAUGGGACUGGUAGUACUGACAUGAAAAUAAGCCUGGAGCAUAUCAAAAUUUAUCGUUCUGGACUUGCUCGGGAUUUAACUCGUAGCUUUGACAGUGUCCAAUCUGCAAUUAUCGAAGCAGCAUCAGAAUAUGCUUUUGGUAUCAUACAAGAAUUGGAUUCAAAACUCAGAAUGAGUGAGUCAGUUCCUCCUGUGCAUCCAUUAUUACGUGGUGCUUCUGCAAGGGUAUCUAUAGUCGAUAUGCCACGAAGGAUGAUAACAUUUUUAGAGUUUAUAGCAUCACCUGGUAAUGAAAUAGUGACAAGACAGACAAUUUUUGGUGGUCCGAACUCAAUUGCCAUUGAGAAUCAAACGGAUGUGGGUACCAGAGCAAUAUUUGGUUAUUUAGAUCACUUAACUUCAGUCCAUGUGCAAGGUUAUAGCUGGGAUGGGAAGUUCACCCAGGAGAACUUUAUGGUCUCAGACGAUGAAAAGUUUGAAAUUUGCAAGUCCAAAUGUGGUAGCUGCUCACAGCAAAAUAAAAUGAAUGACUACACCCAGUUUGAAAAGGAGUUUCUUACUCUUUAUGGCGAAGCUUCUUUUAUCCCAGUGUUGGCACUUCCUAUGAAACACCCUUUAGAAAAGUUUCCAUCUACCGAUGCAGAAAGACUUCGUGUGGAGUAUGUGACUCAUCCUGGUGGCAGGCCUCCUGUGAUUAGGACUGCAUUAUUGUUGGAUCUUUAUAGAGCGUGGAAGUUCUUACGUUCACAAGGCAAGAAAUCUUUGAAAUCGGUGUUUGAUAUCAUCUGUGAUUGGCGGAAGAAGGUGAAGGCAAAUUCUUUAUUAAAGAAGAUUUAUGACUAUGUGAAAGUUGAUCCAACUCUUCUAGCCAUUUUGCGUGAUCUGCCAGAGAUUGCUAUUAAAAAACUUUCUCCAGGGUUUGGAUUGAUUGAAGGCGAGCAUAAUCAUGGUGAUGACAUAUAUGACGAUACACUCUUAUUGUUUAUCAUUUUUGUCCGACAUGCCAUUAUACAUGUUGCUGAUCCGGCUUGUUGGACCUUAGAUACAACCAAGAGCAUGUACUAUGCGUAGCCUCAAACCUAGUGCCCCAGAUGCCAGCUAGGUUCGAAUGCCACGUUGGCCAAAAAAGUAUAGCAUGCAUGUGCCAGGUCAAGCCUGCAGAAGAGGCAGGGUCCUCACCGAAAAAGUUGAAAAAAAGUUAAGCCGAGUGAGGAAAUGCGAGAAGAGAGAGAAUAUGAGUAUGGUCCAUCUAAUGGUAGCCUCAUAUCUCUCCAUUAGGGACAGAGAAAUCAAACUAGUAGCCUCAGCCUUUUCUCCUAGGUGGAUGACAUGGGGCAGCGGCAUGGUGCUGCUCCCGUAAAUCAUGCCCUAAAGACUGCUGAUUGGGAUCAUAUUCUGAAAUCUGCCUGGAAGAGGAUGUAAGGGAAAGAGAAUUGAAAUAUGCUGGGGCAUUGAUUAGUAGGUUGUAUUGUGCUAUAGAAAAAUUAGUAAGACUUUCUUAAUAUUAGCCAGUUCUUAGGGAAGGUAGGCACGCUCCCUAGACACAAUUGUACUUUCGAAGUAUAUUGGUAAUCAAGGGUAUUGUCUGGGGAAAGCAUAGAUAAGGUUCUGGACUUUUGGAAUCUAUAGUUAAUCUUUAGUUCUGCAGUUCCACUUGAUGCCUUCCAUUUGAUCCUGAUCCUUUAGUAUCUGAACUCCAGAGUAUGAACUUCGGAGCAUUAAGGCACCUUUUGAUCCCAGUUUCUCGUUGGUACUCAAUUUGUGUGUGCUUUUAUUAGUAGAGAUUGUGGAUCAUGCCAGCUGUGAUUGUUUAAUUACCAUUACAUUAAACAUAUAAUAUGACAUAACGGUGUUCAAUGUUAAGCAUAUCGUGUGCUGUAUCUGCUGUUAUACAGCACAACUAUACUGAUGUACAUUUUUCUAAAUACGUACCUCGGCACUAGUUGAUCAUAUUCUAAUUGCUGUAUCUGCUGUUAUACAACACAACUAUACUUAUGUACUAACUUCUGGCAGUUGAGGGGACUAGCUAACAUUUGAGAUUAUAUGCUGCAUGUUUUAUUAACUGCUACAUUUUUCUAUAAUAACAUGCUGUGAUCAAUGUUACACAUCUGCCUUGUGAAUUAUGGCAUGGGAAACUGAAAAUUCACUUCCAACUUCACUAGCUUUGAGCUUGUUUCCUUGUUUGUGAUGUUUCUGUUGGCUUGAAUUAAAAGAUUCAUUGACAUGUAUCCUGACAAGGUUCUGGGUUAUCAAUUGAGCUAAUACAUACUCGUGUUAU
Molecule: messenger RNA, 2928 nt
Organism: Triticum urartu
Lineage: Eukaryota; Viridiplantae; Streptophyta; Magnoliopsida; Poales; Poaceae
Molecular function (GO): nuclear export signal receptor activity
Source: RefSeq, a predicted model, not a curated record